Messenger RNA from Cinclus cinclus, 2917 nucleotides. It is a transcript of the gene ESRP2, whose product is annotated as epithelial splicing regulatory protein 2. Lineage: Eukaryota; Metazoa; Chordata; Aves; Passeriformes; Cinclidae. Gene Ontology annotation, biological process: regulation of RNA splicing. The record is from RefSeq and is a predicted model, not a curated record. The transcript has 15 exons. Gene Ontology annotation, molecular function: mRNA binding. The coding region runs from base 728 to 2917 and encodes 729 amino acids. Gene Ontology annotation, cellular component: nucleoplasm; ribonucleoprotein complex.
GAUUGCCCCAGACGGGCGCAGCUGUGAGCGCUCGGAGCCCCGCACGCCGGCCGGGGUCCCGCGGAGCUGAGAGCAGGUACAGGCACUUCCUGCAGGCAGAAUUGAAGAGAGAAAGGGAGGUUGCCUCUGCUCUCCUUCAAAAACCAAUCAGGCCGGAUCAGCCAGGCGUUGAUUCUCCCUCCGUCCCUCCUACACCUUUUCCAGAGGCCCAAUGGCCUUGUCCCUUUGGGAGACUGACUAGAGUCACAUGAGCUGCACCAAGGGCAGGUAACUCAGGAGAGGGGAAGAGGGGGGAAAAAAAAAAAGAAGAAGAGAGAGAGGAAAAAAAAAAAGCUCAAGCCCAGACUGAGCUUCUGCCAUGAUGUCAGAGGGAAAGAAACACACAGCUUGCUAAUUUCAAGUCCCAAUCGGCCCCGGGAAGGAGAUCACCGGGAACAGGUAGAGAUGGGAGCUUUCUUUCUCCAUGUUGGUUUUUUGAUUGUUUGUUUUUUUUUUUUUUUCUCAAACACCCAACCUCCUAAACAGCUCUUUCUCUUCUCUUUAUACUGUGACUCCUCGUUCGCUCCCUUUCCCUUUGAUUACUUGGAGGUAGGGGGUGAGCCUCGUGGGAUUUUUUGGUUUUAUUUUUUUUUUUCUUGUUUGUUACUGUGUCUUUCUUUUUGCAUUUUUUCCUCUCUCUCUCUUUUUUGACCUCUGCUUUUGAUUGUAGUUGUUUCCCCCUGUGGUCAUGACGGCUUCGCACAGUGACUCUUUGGUGGUGUUGUUUGGGGCAACAGCUGGUGCAUAUGGGGCUAAACUGGGUUCGGAUGAGAGGGAACUAAUUCUCUUGGUGUGGCAAGUUGUGGAUCUACACAGCAAGAAGGUAGGGACACUACACAAAUCCCUGGUGAAAGCAGACAACUUGGACUUAAGUGACCAGUGUCGCGAAGUCAGUGGCUUAACACCAGAGGGACUGGGCAAAGCUGAACCACUGGACCGGGUUCUUCAGCAGUUUAGUCAGCUGGUAUCCAGUGAUUUGAAAGUACUUGGAAGGAGCUCUUACACACUCUGCAGUGAUGGCCAGUUACUCAUUCGACAAGUUCUCCACCCAGAAACAUCCAAGAAGAACUUCCAGUUGUCAGACUGCUUCUAUUCCUUUUAUGAUCUGCGCAAAGAAUUCCACACUUGCUACCCUAGUUCAGCCGCCGUGAAAGAUCAGACUAUCAAGACCAUGGCAGAAUAUCUAGGCUUAGGGACAGAUGAAGCAGAGGAGGACUUCGGUGUGUGGCAAGUGAAGACCAUGGUGGCUAUCAUUUUCAGCAUGCUCUCAGAAGGUUGUAAUCAUGUAUUUACUGAACCUGAAACUGUGAAAUACAAGUAUGAAACAGGUCCUUGUAGUAAAUCUGAAACUGUGGACAGUGAGACAGUAAUACGUGCCAGAGGCUUGCCAUGGCAGUCUUCAGACCAGGAUAUUGCUCGAUUUUUCAAAGGACUCAACAUUGCCAAAGGUGGUGUGGCUCUUUGUCUGAAUUCUCAAGGAAGAAGAAAUGGGGAGGCUUUGGUUCGGUUUGUCAAUUCUGAACAGAGAGACCUUGCCCUGGAAAGGCACAAGCAUCACAUGGGUAGCAGAUACAUUGAGGUUUACAAAGCAACUGGGGAAGAAUUCUUAAAAAUUGCAGGAGGCACCUCCAAUGAAGUUGCCCAGUUCUUAUCCAAGGAGAAUCAAGUUAUCAUCCGGAUGAGAGGCCUUCCGUUCACUGCUACUCAGGAAGAUGUCUUGGGGUUCCUGGGGCCGGAGUGCCCAGUCACAGGAGGGAAAGAGGGACUGCUCUUUGUCAAGUACCCAGAUGGCAGGCCCACAGGAGAUGCAUUUGUGUUAUUUUCCUGUGAAGAAUAUGCACAGAACGCACUUAAAAAGCACAAAGAAAUACUUGGAAAACGUUACAUUGAACUCUUCAGGAGCACAGCAGCAGAGGUCCAACAGGUACUUAAUCGAUACAUGUCAACACCUCUUAUCCCAACUCUUCCAACUCCCAUCAUUCCAGUCAUCCCCCCACCAUACACCAUUGCCACGGGCAGCAUCCGUGACUGCGUCCGGCUCAGAGGUCUUCCUUACACUGCUGGCAUUGAUGACAUCUUGGAAUUUAUGGGAGAUGCCACAGGGGAUAUCAAGCCCCAUGGAGUUCACAUGGUCCUUAAUCAGCAGGGCCGACCGUCAGGUGAUGCUUUUAUCCAAAUGAAAUCCGCUGACAAAGCCUUUAUGGUGGCUCAAAAAUGUCACAAAAAAAUGAUGAAGGAUCGUUAUGUGGAAGUAUUCCAGUGUUCUGGAGAGGAGAUGAACUUUGUUUUAAUGGGUGGCACUUUAAAUCGUAGUGGCUUAUCCCCACCGCCAUGUAAGUUACCAUGUCUUUCUCCACCAGCUUAUGCUGCUUUCCAAACAGCAGCUGUGAUCCCUGCCGAGGCAGCAGCCCUUUACCAGCCACAAGCCCUCCUGCCAGCCACCAGGACGCCCCAGGCCUCCGCAGCCGCUCCUCCAGCUGUUACCUACUACCCAGCCCAGGCUGCUCAGCUUUACAUGAACUACACAGCUUACUAUCCCAGUCCUCCAGUAUCUCCUACCACGGUGGGAUACAUUGCAGCUCCUCCAGGAGCUGUGGCAGCUGCUGCCACUGCCACCCACACUCCGAUCCUGCCCCAGCCUGGAGCCUUAGUCCGGAUGCAGGGCUUGCCAUAUAACACAGGAAUGAAGGAGAUACUCAGUUUCUUCCAGGGGUACCAGCUCCAAGCAGAUUCCAUCCUCAUGCUUUACAACUUUAGUGGCCAGCCCAGUGGUGAGGCUUUGGUGACUUUUCCAAGCCUGGAUCUAGCUAAGAAAGCAGUGGCUGAGAGAAACGGGCAGCUCCUGGGAAGCCACUGUGUACAAUUGUACCUGGUCUAG